Caenorhabditis angaria is the source of this 1774-nucleotide messenger RNA. NCBI's taxonomy places the organism in Eukaryota, Metazoa, Nematoda, Chromadorea, Rhabditida, Rhabditidae. The record is from the annotation of a GenBank genome assembly.
AUGACAGUCACUCCAAACGGUGAAAAUGCGGGAUCACAGAGAAAAUUGAGAACAAGUGUGAGUUUGCAGGCUUCCAAAAACUAAUAAAAUUUGGAUAUUUUUGCAGAGCAAACGACAAACUUUGGCAUCAAAACGAAAGGCUCCAACAUCAUUGGUUCGUGAAAAAGAGCAAGUUAGUGGAGCAAAUACGGUAGAUGAUGGAAGUAGUCGAGUACCAAAACAGAAAAAUAUCGAUGAUUCGGCAAGAAGUGCAGUUUUGGAGGAUAAAACGAUGGGUUUUUGGUCGAAAAAAUUGAUUGAAAGAGAAUGGUAUCAUGGAGUUAUGCCAAGAGAGGAAUGUAAUGAACUUUUGACGGUUGAUGGCGAUUUUUUGGUUCGAAAAACGACGGAAAAAUCGAAACCAUUCUUUUGUCUCACAGUUCUUUUCAAACAAGAACCUCGACAUUUUCCAUUAUUUUUUGAAAAUGGAGGAUGGACUUUGAAGAGAGUAAGUUAUCUAUUUUAAAACUCCAUAAAAAUCAAUCAAUAUUCAGCUCGAAAACCCUCAAAAAUUCGGGCACUUGGUUGAAUUAUUAAAUUGGAUGGUUUCCACAAAAUAUCAAUUGGCACCAACUACAGCGAUUCUUGUUCGAGCUGUUCGACAAGCAAAAUUCUAUAUUCAACACGAAGAAAUUGAGCUGGUCAAUAAAUUGGGAGAAGGUGCAUUCGGACAAGUUUGGAGGGGGAAAUUGAAGAAAAAAGGGGAGGAGCCAAUUGAUGUGGCGGUGAAGAAAAUGAAGGGAAAUCCAAAGAAAUCAAUGUUGAGGGGAUUUGUGAAGGAAGCGAAAUUAAUGAGAACUCUGUCACAUCCGAAUAUGGUUAGAGUUAUUGGAGUGGCACCAAUGGACGAACCACUGAUGAUUGUUAUUGAAUUAGCCAAGAAUGGAUGUUUGCAGGUAUGUGGAUCGAAAAGGUUCGAUUGAUUUAAUCAGUAAAUCAUUUUCAGAGUCACCUUCGCAAAGAGAAAGUUAGCCCGAUCGAAAAAUUGACCGGUUUCGCAGUUGACACCGCUCGUGGAAUGGCUUAUUUAUCAUCAACAAUGAUUAUUCAUCGUGAUUUAGCUGCUCGUAAUUUAUUACUUGGUGCAAAUAUGGAAGUGAAAAUUAGUGAUUUUGGUUUAUCAGAAAGUGGAAAAACUGAAGUGAAAGCUGCGAAAAUUAAAGUUCCAAUUAGAUGGUUGGCACCUGAAACAAUUGACACUGCAAUAUUCACAACGAAAACUGAUGUUUGGUCAUUUGCAGUUACAAUGUGGGAAAUAUUUACAAAUUGUAUCACUGAUCCGUUUCCUGGAAUCACUAAUGGUCAAGCAAAAGAUAUUAUUCGACAAAAACAUCCACCUUUAGAAGUUCCAUGCACAAAUCCAGCAAAUACUGAAGCAAUCAAGAAAAUCAAUAGUAUAAUGACUGAAUGUUUUUCAAAAAAUCCCGAACAAAGACCAACAUUUUGGGAGAUUUUGAAGAAAUUGGCACCCGAAGAAAAUGCGGAACAAUAUAGUAAAGUUGUGCCGUUGGUUGAUUUAUCCGAAAAACAUGGGAAAAGUAGAAAAACUAGAAGAGGAAAAGCACCGCCUGGAUUAGCUGUUGACAAUGUUGAAAAGACGGCUGAAGUUGAGAAGAAGAUUGAUGAUGGGAAUCAAGGAGCUGCGAAUAUUGGAGCAGGUGGAAUGGGAGGAGUUGGAGUAGAUGGAGGAGGAGGACAAGAAAAUAUGAAUAUGAAUGGAAAUAAUGGAAUGUAG